Molecule: messenger RNA, 1306 nt
Organism: Drosophila mojavensis
Lineage: Eukaryota; Metazoa; Arthropoda; Insecta; Diptera; Drosophilidae
Product: cuticle protein 16.5
Exons: 2
Coding region: 471-1265 (264 amino acids)
Source: RefSeq, a predicted model, not a curated record
CGAGCAUUAAUUUGAUCUUAGAUUAUACAUAUAAUAGCAUCACAGACAUGCCAAACAUUAAACCCAUUUAGUUAUUGCUCUAUCAGAAAUUAGCAUAAGCUACGAUUUAUUGCAGUGUUUAAGUAGACUUCGUCACUUGCUGUAUGAUCUAGCUCGAUCUAUGUUUAUCACGCCGAAGAUAGUCCGUUGUUAAUUGAAGCCGAAUCUGGUUUUUGGCUCAGACAUAAAUUUGCUUGGAUAGCAAAUUCCAUUGCGAUAGACAGCAAUGAAUGGGAGAUAUUAGUUAGUGAAUAGUGUAGCCACUUUUUGCACACCAAGUCCAGUAGAUGGGAUCCGUCAAUCCGUUUUGAUUGAUGAUGUGCAUUAUUUCCGUCGUUUGGGUUCGCUUCUAUAUAAAAGCCUUGCUCGGCUACUGAAUAAUGAUUAUUCGUUACUUCAACUCAAUAACACACGGAACUUAAGCACUUCAAAUGCAGCUCUAUAUCCUGGUUCUCGUCUUGGUGGGCUGCGCAGCUGCCGAUGGGGGCUACAACUAUGCGGCUCCCAGCUCAGCUGUGGCUGCUUCAGUUGCCGCUCCUGUGAAGGCUCCAGUUUCAGUUCCUGCUCCUGCUCCUGUUCGCAAAUAUGUUCCACCUGCUCCUGUCCCAGCUCGUGUUGCUGCCCCAGCUCCCGUUGCUCGAGUUCAUCAAGCAGCUGCUUCUGCUCCUGCCCAAACUUUCGCCGCGGCUGAAUCAGCUCCUGCUCCUGCUCGCUCUUAUGUGCCACCAGCUCGUAUUGCUGCCCCAGCUCCCGUUGCUCAAGUUCAUCAAGCAGCUGCUUCUGCUACUGCCCAAACUUUCGCCGCGGCUGAAUCAGCUCCUGCUCCUGCUCGCUCUUAUGUGCCACCAGCUCGUGCUGCUGCCCCAGCUCCUGUUGCUCGAGUUCAUCAAGCAGCUGCUUCUGCUCCCGUUCAAACUUUCGCCGCUGCUGAAUCAGCUCCUGCUCCUGCUCGCUCAUAUGUGCCACCAGCUCCAGUCGCCUCACGUCCAGCACCUGUACCAGUUCCCGCUGCUGUAGCUGCUCCUGCUGCCCAGGCUCGUCAUUAUGCAGCUGCCUCUGCUCCAGUGCAGUCCAUUGCUGUUCCGAUCGCAGCUCCAGCUCUUAGUUUCCAGUCUGCCGAUUCCUCGGACUCCAUUUUCGAAGCAGCUGCAUCGGCUCCGGCUGCCGCCCAUGCCGGCUACGAAUACCGAACUGUGCGUCGUCGCAUCUACAGGCAUCGUGCAUAAAGAGUUUUUUCAAAGAAUUUGAAUAAAUUUAUUUGCAAUCA